GAUGCCACAACAAUACGCGUAAGCGCGCGCGACCGCUCGCACCGACCGAUACGUUUUCAAAACAAAAUACCCAUUCGAUUGUUGCAAUUUGAAAAAUCUACCACAAAACGACCAAACAGACGGCAGAAUUCACAAACAGUGCAACCGUGGACUCGAAACGUGCAGUGAAUGUCGAUUUAACAGUGAUUUUAUCAAAGAUGUAGUUGAUGCUGUGAAGGUGUUCGAAUUACGUUUGGAUUGCACUUGAAUUACGAUGCGUGUGUUUGUAGCAAUUAACGUUUGUUGCAACGAUCGCCGUGGUCACAAUGGCCGUCCAGUUUCCAGGGAACCCAAACUCAGAAAUGUCAGCAGACGAAAAAAGUUUAAACAGAGAAAACAAAACACUAGAACAGUCUGACGAAAGCGGGCACGAAGUAGAAACAGACCUAGAAGAUAAGGACAAAAAGUAUUUAGAUUACGCAAUGAAAACCAUUCUAGAUCCUAAUUCGAUAAUAAUACAAAAGAACGAUGAAAUUGAAGGUUUCAAAAUUAAAUUAGAACAAAUGGAUACAGAAAAUAUAACGCUUGAAGCUUUCAUGGAAGAAAUGGACAAGCUAAGUUUAGAUAUUUGCAAAACUUCACAACAAGCGCUAUGGUCUUACGUCACUGACAUCAAUAAUGAGGGAAAGAAGAAUAGAAUGGUUCGUAUAGCUGCCGAAGAAGAUGAAAUAAAAAAGCAAUAUUGGAAUAUAUUGAAGAAGAAAUAUUUGAAUGAUGAUCAGAUGUCGAAUGAUAAGCUAAAACGGAAGUUACGUAUUAUCAAAGAGCGUGGAACGAACGUUCAGAUGCCCCAAAGCAAGCAAAGAGAAGAAAUAGAUACAAUGCAGCGAAUAUGGAGUCGAGUGACCGUGUGUGCAUACAACGUAAGUUGCGUAUCAGAAGAUUCGGUGCGGACUAUGAGUGAUGUUAUCGCAGUAUUCAAAACUAGUAACGACACAAAAGAACUAGCUUACUAUUGGAAGGCGUACCGCGAUACGACAGGCAAGAAAAUCAGGCCGAUAUUCAAAGAUUAUGUGACGCGAAUGAAUAGAGUUGCCGAAUCUGAGAAUUUCACUGAUGCGGGAGACAUGUGGCGUUAUGCAUUUGAAGACGACCACUUUGUAGAAACAGUGGAUAGAAUUUGGAAAGAAAUAAAACCUCUUUACGAUCUGCUACAUGAUUAUGUGCGAGUUAAAUUAACAAAGUAUUACAAAGAAGACCUACAGAAGAAUGAUAAUUUGAUACCGGCUCAUAUUUUAGGUAACCUCUGGGCUCAGGAAUGGCAAGCUAUUUACCCAAAAGUAGCAAUUUACCCUGAAUUUGUGAAACCUAAUCUGAAGAAUGAGACUAUUCAUUCUAAAGACCUGUUCAAUGCUGUCGACGAGUUUCACCAGUCUCUUGGGUUUGAGAGUGCCAAGGAUUCCUAUCAGGAUAUAAAGGAAACAAUGGCUACUGCCAACUGCCUUCCAUCAAGUCAUGACAUGUGUGAUGGUGUAAAUUACAAGAUAAAGUGGUGCGGCGAAAAAGUAACUGACGUAGUGGUGGGACUAUCACGAGCUGCAAGGCUGUUGGGACACGUGCAGUACUUCAAACACUAUCGUAACUUGCCUCCGCUUUAUAGAGAUGGCCCCAAUCCUGCUUUCCACGAUGCCAUAUCUGACAUCGUAGCUGUUCAGCUAACCUCACCAGCGCAUCUGAAGAGUCUGGACCUGGGAAGAGUUGAUACAGGUCCAGAAGUGACUCUGAACCAUCUGCUCUGGGUGGCUUUGGAGAAGUUCCCACUGAUGGCCUACGCGUACGUGCUGGACAAGUGGCGGUGGGACGUUUUUGGGAACAGCAGCUUGGAAAACUGGAAUCGGCAUUGGUGGGACUUAAGAAUCAAAGAGACUGGGGUGUCACCGCCUGUACCACGGAACGAGAGCGAUCUAGAUCCUGCAGCUAAAUACCACGUAGUUUCCCACGUCCAAUACAUUACGUACUUGGUGUCUCACGUCCUCGAGUUCCAAAUCUUGAUGUCCCUGUGCAGACGUGCCAACCACACCGGGCCUUUGCACGAGUGCUCGAUAUAUGGCGUCAAGGAAGCAGGAAAACUGCUGAGUGAUGGUAUGUCGCUGGGAGCUAGUGAAGAUUGGCGAACCGUACUGAAGGUGAUGACGGGUGAUACAGAACUAUCAUCAGCUGGUAUCCUAGAGUACUUUUCAGCACUUCGAGAUUUCCUGAAGGAAGAAAAUAAAAAUCUUCUACUAGCAGAAGUUGAAGAUAUGGACCAAAGUGCACCGAUAAUUGUAGGAGCAGUAGUUGUGAUAUUGACGAUAAUUAUUAUAGUAAUUUAUUGUGUAAGGAAACAUAAUGUAGGCGGUAAGGUUCUAUCAGUAUGCGGUUUGAGUAAAAACGGUUCACUGGAUAUUGUAACAAACGAAACACCUCAAGGCAAAAGUAAUGAAGUGGAAGGAAUAAGCGAAGAAAAAGUGUGAAUAUUUAUUAAAAGUGAAAUGACUGUGCAACUUGCUGAAACUAGAGCUUGAUGUAUUAAUCUAAAAGUUGUGAGACAUGUAGAAUCACACCAUAUUGUAAAUCGUUAAAACUUUUUGAAAUAAUUCACUGUACAAGGUACUAAACCUUAAUAAAUGACGAGUAAAGGUUGUAUUAAAAAAUGGUUGUUAACAAAAAUAUUCUUUAUAACCUUGACCGUUAUGAGAGAACGUCUGUUAAGGGUAUGCGUAAAUUGUCUUCAAUGUAAAUAUAAGGCUUUACUCUCACGUAUGAUUUUGAUUUUCGUAAAUUACUUUUUAUUUAAACCUUAAUCUGUUACUAAAUUAGACGACAUUUUAAGCUUACAAAAUGGACAUAAUAAAGACAUGAGGUUUAGUUUCAUAGUUUUCAAAUUCAUCUGUAAUGUAAGCCUUAGUUGGCAAUAUAGCAGAAAAAUGCAAUUCUUAACAUGGAAGUAGUGCAAGUUAAAAUCAAAAUAAUUUUCAAAGAUUAUUCUAUAAUAGCAGUGAAUUCUCAAGUCUUAACUCUGUACGAGGCGUUAUAUCUACCUACCUACUUAAAAUUACCCUUUUUUGCGUUGUAAAAUUUCCAUUAUCUUAAGUCAUAAGUAUUGAAUUAUACCUAGUCUGGUCAUAAGUUCUGUCACAUGAUCAUAACUUUUGAAUUUUGAAUGAAGGUCCCAAAAAUAUUUAUUGAAUUAGAAUUUAGAAUAUUUAACGAAAUUAAAAAUGUGCACUGUUUUGAA
This is a messenger RNA of Ostrinia nubilalis (European corn borer), 3256 nucleotides long. RefSeq names its product angiotensin-converting enzyme-like. Gene Ontology annotation, molecular function: peptidyl-dipeptidase activity; metallopeptidase activity. The transcript is spliced from 11 exons. Lineage: Eukaryota; Metazoa; Arthropoda; Insecta; Lepidoptera; Crambidae. The coding region runs from base 306 to 2492 and encodes 728 amino acids. Gene Ontology annotation, cellular component: plasma membrane. Gene Ontology annotation, biological process: proteolysis. The record is from RefSeq and is a predicted model, not a curated record.